Uncinocarpus reesii 1704 is the source of this 2205-nucleotide messenger RNA. RefSeq lists its product as uncharacterized. Bases 1 to 2205 code for a protein of 734 amino acids. NCBI's taxonomy places the organism in Eukaryota, Fungi, Ascomycota, Eurotiomycetes, Onygenales, Onygenaceae. Gene Ontology annotation, cellular component: membrane; exocyst. Gene Ontology annotation, biological process: exocytosis; Golgi to plasma membrane transport; intracellular protein transport. The record is from RefSeq and is a predicted model, not a curated record. The transcript is spliced from 6 exons.
AUGCGUCCCGGCUGCUUAGCUAAGCGGUCCCAGUUUCAUCAUCAGGCACCUUUGUUUGGAUCUACUCUGGAUAACGCCGUACUAAUCCAAGGCUGGAUAAUCCAGAUAGUCAAUUCCUCCUCGGACACGGACUAUUUAGACCAACUCAUUCCUUCGAUCCGGGAGUAUAGCCAUGGCAAUCGAACGUCACAGCUACUACAGUCCCUUACUAAGUUCGCGAAUGACCGCGAGGCGCAGAUUGAGAGUAUCUGCACUUCUACACACCAGGAAUUCGUCACCUCAAUUAAUCAGUUGCUGGACAUUCGAGAAGGUACCGUUAGUUUGACGUCCGAGAUAUUGGACCUUAAUCAAUCGAUCCAGGCCAGUACCAAGCGAUUGGCAGAGCAAAAGAAGGCCUUGGUCGAAUCCCGGAGUCACCGGCAGAACAUCGAUGAAACCUCAAAGGCAUUGCAAGACUGCCUCGAGGUAUUACUCUUGGCCAAUCAAAUCUACGAUUUGCUAGCAAAGAAGAACCAUUAUGCUGCAUUACGAGCGCUGGAUGAGCUCCAAAACGUCCACUUAAAGGGAGUAACUCAGUACAAGAUUGCAGAAGUGAUACAGCGCUCUGUUCCUGUUACUCAAAAGGCGAUCGCCGAUGCCGUGAUGGCGGAUUUGAACACAUGGCUGUACCGUAUUCGAGAGAUGUCUCAGUAUCUUGGAGAGAUAUCUCUGUAUCACACAGAUCUGCGUCGGGCUAGACUAAAGGAACGCUCUGAAAAAAUGCCAUAUCUUGAACACUUCAAGCUGAAUUCUGCAAUUGAACUGAUUUCAGAUGAACAUGAAGAAUUUGACUUGUUACUAAAUGAUGAUCUUCAAGUCGAUUUCACUCCGCUAUUUGAGUGCUUGCAUAUCCAUCAAUCCCUCGGCCGAAUGGAUAGGUUCCGUGUCGAAUAUGCUACUACAAGGAGGCGCCAAAAAGAAUUACUGCUCCCUCCUUCUAUUAGCCUUCUCGACGAGGAGGGUGCUUGCCUACAUACCCUGCUUGAAGAGAUUGCAGGAUUUGCAAUCGUCGAGCGGACUACUAUGAAAAAGAUACCCGACCUGAGGUCCCCGGUUGAUGUCGACGAACUUUGGGAUUCAAUGUGCCAAACGGCAGUUGGUUUAAUGAAAAAGGCUUUACCUUCGGUUAAUAAUGCAGAGAAUUUAUUAAAAAUCAAAAACUUGAUUGCAUUAUUCAUGCAAACGAUGGAUAUCGUUCAAUCAGAUGAUUACAUGCCGAUGGCCAUACAAAAUGAAGAAGAAUACGAUAAAGUUCUCAACAUGUAUCCCCUUUGCUGCAUCGACAUUCGAAAUUUCCUCAAUCAGUUUUAUUUCUUUUCAAACGACGAUUUCCAGCAUCCUAAUGUCAUCGACGAAACUCUUAAAACCUCUUUGGAUGAGCUACUUUCCGACAAAGUCUGUGAAACUCUUGUCGAGCGUCUCAGCGCCCAGUAUCUAGGCCAAAUCGUACAAAUUCUUAUAAAUCUCGAAUACUUCGAAAUAGCGUGUCAAGAGUUGGAACUACUCCUCGCGGCAGCACGAUCACCUUCAUCCGGUGACGGACCAGUGACCCUUGGCGCAACUGACAAAUUUCGAAAUAACAAAAAAGUAGCCGAGAAACGAAUCUUCGAGCUUGUCAAUUCUAAGAUUGAUGAUCUUAUUGAAACGGCUGAAUAUGACUGGAACGCACCUAAACUGCACAAGGAACCUAGCAACUACAUGCAAACUUUAACACGGUUCUUGUCUAAUAUUAUGAAUUCCACGCUCCUUGGCUUGCCGACCGAGAUCAAAGAGCUCAUAUACUUUGAUGCUCUGAGUCACGCCGCGAAUAUGGUCUUGGUUCGUAUCUUGUUCCCGCCCGGCUCCUUUACCCACCGUUCUAAUAGCUUCGAGCAGGCCCUUCCUCUAUCCCCAGACGUCAAGAAGAUCAACCCAAACGGCGUUGCCGCCUUGGCUCAAGACGUUGAUUACCUCACGAAAUUCGUAGAGGGGCUGGGUGUACCCAUUCUCCUUGAGAAUCUCGAUGAAUUGCAGCAAACUGUGCAACUGAUGGAAGCAGAUAACACGGAAGAGUUUUAUGAUAUUUCCAUUCGAAAUAAAAAAUACGGUCGUGUGGAUGCUAUGAACGGGCCGGUCUUGAUAGAGAAGUACGGCAGAUGGCUUGCGAUUGUGUUUGAAAUGGGGUGA